CGAUUUUGAAAACAAACGGAGCAUUAAAUUUAAAAAAAGAAGAGUUUUUUUUUAAGGUUUCAACUUUAAUAAGUCUUUCUCCUCUCCGAUUCCUACCGCUCCCCACACUGUGAAUCUCGUUGCCCAGACAGUCUCGUUCGGCCUCAGUCUCGUUCUGCCUCCGUCCCCUAGCCCAGACCGCCGUCACCCCUGAGGUGAAAGUUUCACCAUCACGGCUUCAUCCCCCCAGCCAAGGCUGUCCCUCUCUCCUGCUUGAUGAACCUCACCUGACCGACCUCUAGCUUGGAUCUGUCCUGAUUUCCACUUUCUUGAUUGGCAAUUCCGUAAUUGUUCAGAUUCCCAUCGACCUCUGUCUCAUCACCUUCGCCUCCGCCUGUCUGAUGCGCCUCCAAGGGUUUCACACGGUGGCGAUGGUCGUCUUCCUCUGUGCAGACUAUGGCAGCAAGGGACCAGGUCGUAAUAAAAGGGUUACCAGCAGACCUACCGCCUUCAAAGACUUGGCGUGAUCAUGGUAUACUUAGCAGAGUUAGGGACCAAAAAGACUCGGUUAUUUGUUGGGCUUGCGCCACGGUUGGGUUGCUGGAAGCGGAGUAUCGACGAAAAUAUCCCAAUACAGAUAUUGUUUUAUCCGUACAAGAGUUGGUUAACUGUACCAUCUCCAAGGAGGAAGUUGCUCGGAAGCUUGCUGCGAAACCGAGACAAAUUACGGUCGACCAAUAUGAUUGUUAUACUUGUGGACACAGCAAAUCUCUAAAGUUCGUAAAGAACAAUGGUCUUGUGUUAGAGCAGGAAUGCAGGUGGAGGGGAAAACGCAAGAAUUUUAGACCUAAGAAGGAGAGAUGGAAUGGUGUCAAAAUCAUUGAUUAUAAGCGGGUUGACGAUAAAAUGAGUGAGGAAGAGAAUGAGGAGGCCUUGCUCAAGGCGCUCCAAGAUGGUCCAGUGAUAGCAGGAGUUGCGUACGAUCCAAUCAUGGAUGAAGAACUCAGAACGGGCAUUUGGGAUGGCACGGAGAUAUAUGUAGAUCCUGAGCACGGUCCCAGCUACCAUUCCAUCGUUCUUGUAGGAUAUGGUACAGAUCUAGAAGGAAAGAACUACUUUGAGUUCCAGAACUCACGGGGCAAGCGAUUUGGGGACAGUGGUUUCGGGAAAGUUCUACGCUACUCAAGCGUGGAAACACCUCUGGGGUUUCCACUAGUAAAAUGGGCAUAUCGCCCACCCGAUAUCAUUCGAGUUCACGAGGGGGAGCCAGACCUCUGAGUCUGAAAUGCUGAGACUUCGAGACUAGAGCAACAUUGAAUCAUGAUUAGUUGCACUAAUUAAUCCAAUGUAGUAGCUUAAACAUCUCUGACGUGUAGUUUAUUUUUGAAUUUAGACUUAGAAUCUUUCGUCGAGUUUUGUUGUAAUCACAAUAUAUUUCAUAAUUUAAUAAAUUUGUAUGCUAA
Punica granatum (pomegranate) is the source of this 1442-nucleotide messenger RNA. The record is from RefSeq and is a predicted model, not a curated record. NCBI's taxonomy places the organism in Eukaryota, Viridiplantae, Streptophyta, Magnoliopsida, Myrtales, Lythraceae.